AUGGCUGCACUUACGCAGGAUCUGGUGGAUUUUGUGACGAGCCUGCCGCCAUCCGUCAACCCUUAUGAAGCAACAGCUGAGAAGGUCAAGCAGGAAACCAAAAUGGCCCAGCCUGUUCUGUGGGGACUAGUUCUCCGAAGGAUCACAACUUUCCUUUUCUUUACAUUUUUCUGCCAAGCCGUAGUUGUUCUUAUAUUGAGAAAAAAGGCGAAGCAAUUAAAAUUUUUCAGGUAUAACAAACUCGGUUUGAUCCAUGUUGAGGUGCUGAAUGAAAUGGUGCUUUUGAUGCUCAUAUUUUCUCUCUUGGCUUGGAUCGAUUUGAUCACUCAAGAAUUCGUUGAAUUAAGGCUCGUACGGUUUUCGAGGAAGAUCGUGUUGCACACGUGCAAGUUCCCCGUUGCGGCGAUUGUUUGUUGCUCAUUGGGAGCGCGAGCGCGAGCAGGAGCUUCAAUCAAACUUUCGCCUCUGCGGCGUUUUGCCUUAAACGGUUUACUGGUGACCGUGAUUGUCGUACCUGGCGCAUUACUUUUGUGGAUCUCUAUCCUGGCCGCAUUCAAUCUAAGUGCCAUUGAAUCUACUACCAGGAAAAUCGUCGUGGCUCUGCUCCAAAACGCACCAAGCUACCGACCCGAAACCUACAACUAUUUGAGUGUGGUUGAAAUCUUAAAGCCUAUGGAAACAGUCUCAGAUAACAUUAAACGUCUUACUUACUUGACCCGGUUUAUGCUUUUGCUUUAUUUGGUGCAACAUUCGUUGAUAGCAGUCUUUUAUCUCCCCACCUGGGUCAUCGUCUUACGGGGCCUCAGAAAGCAAACUGUUCCUGAACAACUCCAGGGAGGGGCUUCUUUACAGAUCUCGAGCCAUGUCAGUAAUACAGAUAAGUUAUGCGCUCCGACCCCAAAAGUCUCGCAUUUCAAUGAUCCGACGUUUGUUUUGGUAGAGCAAGUGUUUAAUCACGGGCCUACAGCCCUUAUAGGCAACGUUAUAAUGGCUUUCCUCAUCCAAAAUGCGCUGUACAGUGCUAAAAAGGCCACUGAUGUCCGUAAUGUCGAGGCAGAUGCCGCUCAGAAUGUGGUCAAGUUGAAACAACACAUUCGUCGAAUCAUUAACAUGUAA
Molecule: messenger RNA, 1116 nt
Organism: Puccinia triticina
Lineage: Eukaryota; Fungi; Basidiomycota; Pucciniomycetes; Pucciniales; Pucciniaceae
Exons: 13
Coding region: 1-1116 (371 amino acids)
Source: RefSeq, a predicted model, not a curated record